Molecule: messenger RNA, 2215 nt
Organism: Sycon ciliatum
Lineage: Eukaryota; Metazoa; Porifera; Calcarea; Leucosolenida; Sycettidae
Product: extracellular sulfatase Sulf-2-like
Exons: 1
Coding region: 233-1867 (544 amino acids)
Biological process (GO): glycosaminoglycan metabolic process
Molecular function (GO): glycosaminoglycan binding; N-acetylglucosamine-6-sulfatase activity
Source: RefSeq, a predicted model, not a curated record
GCAAGAUGCAUUGCGCUUUUUGGCACCAUGUCUUAGGCAUUACUGAAUGGGCAGGCAUCAUUGAGCUCGCAUUAGCUACACACGAGUGCUGACGCUCGGAGAAGCAAUACUGUUACACAAUCAGGGGCAGGGUGCCAAGAGGAGCUACUGCAGACAGUGUUACUGUACAGCCGGUCUACCUACCUGUUACCUUAUCACCCCAGUCUGAGGCAGAAUUGGCAGCACAAACAAAAUGGCAAAGGUCUUUCUUUGCAUUCUGUUGGCUGGACUGGGAGCAGUAGCAGCGGCAGAGGGACGUCAUGAGAACACAUACCGCGCACAAGGCAAAAUCUUUGGGAAGUCGACACCAAACGCUGGCAAGCCGAACUUCGUGUUCAUUCAAACCGACGACCAGGCCAAAUGGGACAUGAUUGCGAUGAACAAGACUGCUCGCUUGCUUGGCGAUCAGGGGGCAACCUUCAGCAACUACAUGGUCAAUACGCCCAUUUGCUGUCCCUCCAGGACGGAGAUCUUCUCCGGAAGGUACUACCACAACGUGGGCGCACCAAGCGGUUCUUGCAUGCACGUCAACUCCAAGCAGUGGGUGUUCGAUGAGACGAGUCUCUUCUCCACACUGCAGUCGAAUGGCUAUUUGACGGGAGUUUUCGGAAAGGUUACGAAUGAUCAGGGUGGGUAUUUCUGUAAGGAGAUGAUGAAUGCUGGAAUGACGAUGAUCAGCUCGCCUUGUGACUACAAUAGCUUCUACUCGAGCCAGUAUUUCGUCAAAUUAGCAAAUGGGACGAAAUAUGUGGAAAAGUUGAACCCCAAGUUGCCUACAACUUACCAAACAUCACAGCUCGGGAAUCGCUCUAUUUCCUGGAUCAAAGACAUAGUGAAGACAGAUCCAGGAAAGCCAUUUCUGGCGUACAUUGGACCACAUGCUCCUCACUAUCCUGCUGACCCAGCCCCAUGGCAGCUGGACAACAUCUUCGCCGAUAUCAAAGCGCCUCGGACACCAAACUGGAACGAAUCUUGCCCGGACAAGCACGAGAUGAUCGCAGACAAUCCACCCCUCGACGACAACGCCACCAUUGCUCUAGAUCACCAAUAUCAAAUUCGCCUCCUUAGCCUUCUCUCCGUGGAUGACGUCAUUGAGGCAGUGUACAACACGCUACAGGACCUGGACCUUCUUGAAAACACGUACAUCAUCUUUACAAGCGAUCACGGAUACCAUUUAGGCCAAUGGCGGGUGCCCAGCAGCAAACAGCAGCCGUACGAUACCGAUAUCUUUGUUCCGACCUUCAUCCGCGGGCCGGGCAUUGCGGCCGGGUCCAAGGUGGAUGCCAUGGUGGGAAACGUGGACAUUGCGCCAACCAUCAUCGACCUGGCAGGAAUACAAGUACCUAAGGGCAUGGAUGGCAAGAGCAUGGCUGGCUUGCUCAAGGCAAGUGACCAAGCAAAAGAAGCUGCAGAGAAGUGGCGCGAUGGCUACCUCAUUGAGUACAAGUCCGUGGGAAAGUACGAUAACAAGCAUGCGACGAUGUGGUGGCCGACCGCAGACGGUGAUUUCCACGGAGUGCAUCGCAGUCCACCGGGUGCUCCCUGCGCAACCUGCCCACAUUGGUGGCUUGACGGACCCAGCAAUACAUACCGUGGCCUACGCCUAAUGAAUGCCACCCACAACUUCCUCUACGCAGAGUUCAACCCAGACUGGACUUUCGACAACAAGACGGCCGUCUUCCACGAGUAUUAUGACGUGACCGAAGACCCCUAUCAGAUGAAAAACAUUUACAGCAAGGCAGCUCCUGAUCUGCAGAAAGCUCUCCACGACCAGCUCCAGGCCUAUGCAUCCUGCACUGGUGGCCAAGCCAAUGGCAACUGCCCAUAGUCCUAUACCUCUGUGGUCCAUACUAGUGUCAGGAGUGCAUAUCAGUGCAUUUUGGACUGCUGAUGAUUCGCCUUGAAUUGAGUUACAUUGCUCUCUUUGUUUUCUUCUUCCUUGUGCAGUCAGUAUGCAUGUGUCUUCCUUUAUUAACUUAUUUUGCUGGACAUCCAUGGUCUGUAGCUUGUGAGCAUAGUGAGAAAGUCCUCAUAACUGAGUCCUCUAUCCAGCUUGCUGUACUGUAUUGCUGUUCCUUAGUAGGUGCCACUGUAUAAAGUUUUGUUUCUUUUUCAUUUACGACAAUGGCUGUACAACUGUGUUUAAAAAAAUAUUAAUUUUAUUAAUGGAACUGGA